Molecule: messenger RNA, 1671 nt
Organism: Cylindrotheca closterium
Lineage: Eukaryota; Bacillariophyta; Bacillariophyceae; Bacillariales; Bacillariaceae
Source: the annotation of a GenBank genome assembly
AUGGUCUUUUAUUACUCCAUCCGUGGUGGUCCCUGCCGGAAUGCCAAUUCUCACAUUAUUCUGGACGGCAACAAAGACAUUAUUUGUUAUGUGGGCCGAGACAAGCAUGAAAACGAAUUCCUCAUCAAAUAUGGCUGGCCAGGGGAUAUCUGGUUUCACGUCGACUCGUUGUCGUCUGCACAUGUUUACUUUCGGAUUAAGAACUUACACAGCAAUACCCGGAUUCCUGUGGACGGAAUACCCAUUGAUGAUUUGCCUACGGAUACCAUCUACGACAUGAUGCAAAUUUGCAAGAACAACUCGAUCGCAGGAAGUAAGCUGGCAUCCUGCAAAAUGGUGUACACACCCCAUUCCAAUCUCAAAAAGACAUUUGAAAUGGACAGUGGUACUGUCACCUACCACAACACGAAACUAUGCCGGUAUGGUAGAUGUGACAAGGAUCGGCCGCGCAUCAAGGAAUUGGAAAAACAAAAGUCAGAGGACAUUACGAUUGACUUUUACGAGGAGUUUCAGCAACAUGAACGGCAUAUGGUUACCCGGAAGAAACACGAACGGAAGCAGGGUACAACCAGUUCCGCUGCUGCUACUGCUAUUUAUGAUCCCGUGAUGGAAGAUUUGAAGCAUUUGAAACACAAGUCCAAGCGACAAGGGGAUGAACUAUCAGGAAUCGACGCGGCGUUGGAAGAAAUGGGUUUUGCCAAGUCUAUUGCUACUCCUAAUACUACUCUUGACGACGACGGACAUCAUGGUGAUGGUGAUGAUGAUGAUGAUUCCAGGUCCAGGGAUCCAUUAUGGAUGCAGGAAGAUAAACGACGGCGAAUGGAAACAUCGAACCCAUAUCUCAUCUUUCUGUGCGAACGUGGAUACCCAUUGGACCAAGCAAAGCAGACGUUGGAAACCCAUCCCAAGAAGCUUGCCGCUCUUAAAGCUCUCUUUUUUUCCUGUGCUGAGGAUAAGGGUAUGGACAGUAGCUCAACUGGUGGCGACGUUGAUAAGGAAGAACUAAAAAGUGCCCGUCAGGAGGAAAAGGAAGUAUUGCAAGCCAUUUUUGGAGAAGACGACCCGAACGUUCAGUUUCAAGAGGGUGACGAAUCCAAUCUGGAUUCUGUCUUUCCAAUUACCAUAUAUGAGCCUCCAGAUCGAUACGAACUGCCACCUCCAUUAUUGAUGGAAGUCUAUGCGAGCAAUACAAACUAUCCGCUGCAUGGACCUCCGGUGCUAGCGGUCAAGGGUGGUGGUCUCUCCGAGGCAAUAUUGAAUAAAUUGACGCAUUUGCUAGUGAAGGAAGCCAUGACUAGAGCCGAAGAAGAAGCUGGAGACCCACAAAUAUUUAAUUUGAUACAAUUUGUCGGAGAACAAGUCGAAGCGUUGGUAGAAGAAGAAAGUGUCGAACUGAAGAAGCAAGAAGAGGAACGACGGGCCGAGCAAGCAAAGGCAGCCAAGGAAGCCGCAGUAGAAAAAGCCAAGAAAGAAGGCCCAUCUCAGACAGUCUUUCACAAUGAUGCCGAACGUCGAGCCUAUGCACUUGGGAUAGUCGCAGCGGGUGCAGCUCUAGCAGCCGAGAGCGGUAAUGCUGGUGCGGGUAGUAUGCUUCCAAAAGCUAAGAAAGAGGAGAAGCACUACGAUACUGGUGUUAGCGACAAGAGCUUGAUCGAAGACAUGUUUGGUUAA